Messenger RNA from Miscanthus lutarioriparius, 1599 nucleotides. Lineage: Eukaryota; Viridiplantae; Streptophyta; Magnoliopsida; Poales; Poaceae. The record is from the annotation of a GenBank genome assembly.
AUGAUUCUUGUCACAACUCGGUUCCCAAAAAUUGUAGAAAUGGUGACAAAAGAAUCUAAUCCAAUUGACCUCCGUGGUUUGGAUCCUGAUGAGUUUUGGAAAUUCUUCCAAAUAUGUGCAUUUGGUAGAAUUCAAGAUGAGCAUGGUGAUCAAGAGUUAAUUGAUAUUGCAAAACAAAUAGCAGAUAAGCUGAAAUGCUCCCCACUUGCAGCCAAAACAGUUGGUCAGUUAUUGAUUAAGAAACCCUUUCAGGAACAUUGGAUGAAAAUUCUUGACAACAAAGAGUGGCUAGAAGAAUACCAUGACAAUGAUAUUAUCCCUGCCUUGAAAAUUAGCUAUGACUACCUUCCCUUCCAUCUGAAAAAAUGGUUUUCAUGUUUUUCCCUUUUCCCUGACGAUUAUAAAUUUGGAAAGCUUGAGAUUAUUCGUUUUUGGGAUUCUAUAGGCAUCAUAGAUUACCCUAAGCAGAAUAAAAAAUUUGAGGACAUAGGAUCAGAUUAUCUGGAUGAACUAUUAGAUAAUGGUUUUCUUAUAAAAGGAGAUGAUAAUAAUUAUGUAAUGCAUGAUUUACUCCAUGAUCUUUCACGUAAAGUUUCAUUAGAAGAAUGUGCCUAUAUCAGUUGUUCUACUUUUGAGGCAAAUGAAAUCCCACAAUCUAUUCGUUACCUAUCCAUUUUCAUGCAUGAUGAUAUUCAUGUUAAAAGUUUUGAGGAAGAGAUGGGUAAAUUUAAGGAAAGGAUAGACAUUAAAAAUUUGCAAAGUUUGAUGAUUUUUGGAGAAUACAGUAGGUUACACCUGGUCAAUGUUUUAAGAGACACAUUUAAGGAAAUAAAAGGUCUCCGUGUUUUAUCUAUAUUCACGAACUCCCAUAGUUCCUUGCCAAACAACUUUUCAAAGCUUAUCCAUCUUCGAUACUUAAAACUUAUGUCGCCUGUUUACGCAGAAGUGUGUUUGCCUAGCACAGUGUCUAGGUUUUAUCACUUGAAAUUCCUAGAUCUUAACCAAUGGAAAAGUAGUUAUUCUUUGCCUAAAGACAUUAGCCGCCUUGAAAAUCUACGCCAUUUUGUUGCUACGAAACAAUUUCAUUCCAAUGUUCCUGAGGUGGGGAAAAUGAAAUUUUUACAAGAAUUGAAAUAUUUCUAUGUUAAGAACGCGAGCAUUGGAUUUGAGCUAGGAGAGUUGGGGAAACUAGAAGUGCUUGGAGGAGAGCUCAAGAUAUCUGGACCUGAAAAUGUGAGAACCAGCCAAGAAGCCGAAGAGGCCAAACUGAUGGAAAAGAGGAAUUUAGUGAAGUUGGGAUUAGUUUGGAAUAGGAACCAAGAGUGCACUGGAGAUGAUAUCCUUUUUUUAGAAAAGACUGGAGAUGAUAUCCUAGAUAGUCUCAAGCCACACUCUAAUAUUAGAAGACUUUGCAUUGUAAAUCAUGGUGGCUCUGUUGGUCCUAGUUGGUUGUGCAGCAACAUCGUAUACAUGAGAAACUUGGAGACCCUACAUCUAGAGAGCGUAUCAUGGGCCAACCUUCCAUCUAUUGGGCAGAUGUAUCACUUAAGAAAGCUGAAGCUGAAAAAACAUUCUUGGGAUAUCUCAGAUUGGACCUGA